UUAACCAUUUAUGAGACAGCCCAACUCCUCCCAACUACACGUGUUCCUAACAUUGCUUUAUCGGAGAACCAAAAAAUUACAAAGUCUUGUAAUCUUCAAGUUCCCAUCUUUCUGCCGUGUACCUCCUCCGUAACGGAUCUAAAUACGAGAUAAUCAAGACUCGAGGUCCUUCGAUUCUCCCCAACUCGCCUCACCAGAGUAUUCCCGUCACUGGAUUCUGCAAGUCGGUGCUCUCCUACUAGAUAGAGAUAAGUGCUCAUAAGAUGAAGGCGACGAAGAGGCCGAUCCACGCAGUGGCUACAUGGGUCCAGAGGCAACCGCCCAAGAUCAAGGCUUUUUUAGCUAUUAUUUCUGGGAUGGCAGCUUUGGUUUUUCUUCGUAUGGUGGUUCAUGAUCACGACAACCUAUUCGUUGCUGCUGAGGCUGUUCAUGCCAUUGGAAUCUCUGUCCUAAUCUACAAGCUCAUGAAGGAGAGGACUUGUGCUGGACUUUCACUGAAAUCACAGGAGCUGACAGCUAUAUUUUUAGCUGUUAGACUAUAUUGCAGCUUGGUCAUGGAAUAUGACAUACACACGUUACUUGAUUCAGCUACAUUGCUGACCACACUAUGGGUGAUUUAUAUGAUUCGCUUCAAAUUGAGGUCCAGUUACAUGGAUGACAAAGACAACUUUGCAAUUUACUAUGUGUUGAUACCUUGUGUUGUGCUCUCUUUGCUUAUUCAUCCAACAACACAGCAUCAUUUAAUAAACAGGAUUUGCUGGUCUUUCUGUGUUUUUCUUGAAGCUGUUUCAGUAUUGCCUCAGCUUCGGGUUAUGCAGAACACAAAGAUUGUUGAACCUUUCACAGCACAUUAUGUAUUUGCACUUGGAAUUGCACGGUUCUUGAGUUGUGCGCAUUGGGUGCUCCAGGUAUUGGAUACUCGAGGACGCCUUUUGACGGCACUGGGCUAUGGAUUGUGGCCUCCUAUGGUCCUCCUUUCAGAAAUUGUGCAGACUUUCAUUCUCGCGGAUUUUUGUUACUACUAUGUGAAGAGUCUCGUUGGUGGACAGCUUGUUCUUCGUCUCCCCUCAGGAGUAGUGUAAGGCAAUUGAAUAGGCAAAAGUUCAUUCAGAAAUGGCUUCACAGAGGGCAGUGCAGCACAGCUCAGCUGCUUCUAUGGGGGGGGGGGGGGGGGGGCAGCACUUGGGAUAAGCUUGUAUACACAUUCUAAUUUGCAGCCAAUUAGGAUUUAUCUUUGUAGGUGGACUGUAGAGUUGGCGAUACAUUGGAUUUUUGGUUUCUCAUAAUAUAAUAAUUUAAUAGAAUUAUUAGAUUGCAUA
Manihot esculenta (cassava) is the source of this 1319-nucleotide messenger RNA. Its product is annotated as ER lumen protein-retaining receptor erd-2.2. The record is from RefSeq and is a predicted model, not a curated record. The transcript has 6 exons. The coding region runs from base 264 to 1082 and encodes 272 amino acids. Gene Ontology annotation, biological process: protein retention in ER lumen. NCBI's taxonomy places the organism in Eukaryota, Viridiplantae, Streptophyta, Magnoliopsida, Malpighiales, Euphorbiaceae. Gene Ontology annotation, cellular component: membrane. Gene Ontology annotation, molecular function: ER lumen protein retrieval receptor activity.